This is a messenger RNA of Megalopta genalis, 1582 nucleotides long. The record is from RefSeq and is a predicted model, not a curated record. NCBI's taxonomy places the organism in Eukaryota, Metazoa, Arthropoda, Insecta, Hymenoptera, Halictidae.
AUGGUGAAUUCCAACAAGUAUCAACCGUUGCAUGCAGGUUGCGGGAUACCCGUGCCCCGAGCAGUGCAACUGAAGAGAGCCGUCGUCAACGUGAACAGUAACGACGACGCGUGUUUCUAUUGGGCAGUGGUGACGUUGCAUCUACCAUCGAGGAAAUGGGAGAAACAUACGAAUUUGUUGUUUCUACAGGACACGAUAAAUUUGCGGAAUCAUUACGUCAGUAUAAGGAAUUUAUCCCGUCUUGUUUCAUUCCAGCUCAGCACGCGGCAUCAUAAGUAUAUUUGCGAUCGGUGUCUGCAAUAUUUCAGAUCGCAAGAAAAAUUGGACAUUCGCGUCGUCGACUGCGGUCGAAUGAACGAAUGCGCUUUGAUACUUCCGACGGAAGACGAUAAGUGGCUGAAGUUCAAGAACCACGCGUACAAGGAACCGGCGCCUUUCGUUAUUUACGCAGACUUGGAAUGCCUGCUGGAGAAACAGGAAGAUCAAGGUCAUGGAACUUGUCGCAGAUAUCAGCAUCACCGUGCCUUCAGCGUAGGCUACUAUCUUCAUUGUCGAUACGACAGCUCCGUGUGCGAGUAUCGGACUUAUCGCAACGAGAAAGAUUGUAUCGCGUGGUUCGCAUCGGAGUUUUACAAGUUGAGCCGUAAAUUGCAGCCGGCGUUCGAUCGGACGGUUCCGAUGGCUACAAUGACUGCCGCGCAAAUUUCGGAAUUCCAUACCGCCACGCAUUGCUACGUGUGCGAAGAACCGUUCGGCGAUCGCGACGUACGAGUGCGCGAUCAUUGUCAUUUCACGGCCGCGCAUCAUGGUCCGGCACACAACAAUUGCAAUUAAGAGGACUCUUGUUUUUCUCAUCUUGUUCUUAUCGCGCUUCCAUUUUUAUGACGUUUAGAGAGGAACUAUGCGUGUGCGCAUGUUAAUAAAUAGAUGAAGUAUAACGCGAAGCAAAUCAAAUCGUUGUCGCGAAGUGAGAGUGAACCAGUGAAAUAUAAAAAUUUUAUAAAUCACAUCAUGACAACAAUUGAUUUUAUAGUUGAUACAGACGGCUUCAACGUCAAUAAAAAAUUUAUGUGUAAAGAAUUGGCGAUUAUAAACGCACACACCGGCAUCGCAUCUCGCUACGAAUUUGAACUAGGCGUCCGCUACACAGAUUUGAGCAAAGCUGAUCAAAAGUCUGCGUGGUAUGUCACGAAUUUUAUACAUGGGAUAUCCUAUAAAAAUUUUUCGGGGAAAAUAAAUCAUCAGCAAAAAGACAUCGCUCUUAUAAUUAAAAUUUUUAUUCGCGGCUACAAGGAUCCCGUAAUCGCAUAUAAGGGGGGGGGGGGCAUAUAGAAAAAGACAUAUUACGCGAAAUUGGCGUUCGAAGCAUAAAUUUAGAAAUUUUUGGUUGCCCCAAAUUUGAAACUUUAAUCGCGGAUCCGAAAUAUGGGUCAUAUGACGUGCCACGUAGACUUCAUUAUUGGACGCCUAGUUCAACUUCCAAACUCAGAGACAAUCCCACCCAAUUUCUUCAGCUCAGUCUACGAACUUGUGUCCGUACUGAAAAAAUUAAACAAUAAACGAUCAUCUAGCUUCGACAAUA